Messenger RNA from Phytomonas sp. EM1, 1713 nucleotides. The record is from the annotation of a GenBank genome assembly. NCBI's taxonomy places the organism in Eukaryota, Euglenozoa, Kinetoplastea, Trypanosomatida, Trypanosomatidae.
AUGCUUUGGUGUAAAAAAACUUUUCAACAGAGCUUUCCAGACGAUCAUUGCCGUAUUUUUCCAACCCAACAACAACUUUUUGAAUUCUUGGAUGACAGAAAGCCAAGGGACACAGAGCCGUCUAGAUGGUUCCCCUUUUCUAUAGAGUUUCCUUCUGAACUAGAUGUCAUUAAAUGCUUGGCACAUCGCACUAGUCCUAGCACUAGCGCGUUGUUUAAGAAAACAACACUAGUGGAUCAAAAAAAUAUGCCAAACAGGAAGCGAUGUAGUUCGCAGGCCGUUAGGGAGGACUAUUGUCUUCUCUACGGAGAAACCCCAUUAUCCGCGCAGAGUCGCAUGUUUUUAGCAGCUACGAUCGAUGGGAUCCAGUCGAUCAUUCAGACUAUUCACCCUCUCCAACUCCACUUGUACGAGAUUAUACGUGAAUCCACUCCCUGCCAUUUAUAUUUCGAUGUGGAGCGUUCUAGUGACUAUAUUUGCUGUCAAGAGGAAAUUGACUUGGAUUCUCUCAGCUGCGCUGGUGAAGCGAGCGACGAUGAGGUUGUCGUCUGUCCAAAAGCGAAGAAUGACAUUCUUGUUGCCACUAUUCAAUCAAAUCGCAUUCCUCGAAUUUACCGGGCCCCAGUUUCAGAGUAUGAAAAGCUUCUCAGAUCUGCUUCGAGCAUUCCAAUGCGUUUAUGUCCACUCACCUGUACCAUAGUUCCAGACGAAACGCGCACCGAAGAGGUCUUACUCUCUGAGCUUAGUGCUUUUAUCGUGAAGCAUUACCCUUUUUUGAAACUUGAGGGCAAUCCCAAGCAAAAUCUGUCCUCUAUUGAACACAUCGCUCACACGGUUUUCGUAAUGCGCUCUGUAUCUUUGAAUACAAAUGUGUGCGCGGUGCAGAAGUUCUCACAACACUACGUUAUAAAUUUGCAUCGACAUAUUUUUGACAGCAACGCGUCUGUGGGGGAGUUUGUGAAGCAUUUCGUGGGGUAUCUGCAGACAAGGUGCGGGGAAAGCCUCGAAGUGCAUCGUGCACUAUUUUACCAUGGUGCGCCAGUUGUUGAGGACUUGACAUCUAGCUUAUCGGAGACCCGAUCCUCCUUGACCCUGCCCCUUCUUCCUCGCAGGUGCAUCAUUGACACAGCUGUGUAUAGUCGGAACCGUAUGAUGCGUACCCUGGGUAGCUGCAAGCUGGGGAAAGAAAGCGUGCUGAAGUUGGAGUCGGUCAAACGGAACGGCAAACCAAUCAAUUUCGAGAAUAGUUCAGCAUUUGAAAAUUUAAUGUCUUCAUUGAUAGUCGCGCAUCACUGGUCUUCUCCGUUGUCUGCUGAUGAAAGAAGUAUUCUACACAUUGAAGGGCAAAACCACUCAGGAAGAGGUGCUCUUGUAAAGUUUAGCAGGGUAAAAUAUACUCAAGAUGAAGCUUCAAUCGGACCCCCUUUUUGUUUUUCGGAUCUUGAACGUGCGAACGUUUUGAGUGCUAUCAGUCGGAUCGAGGCAUCUUACAGCAAUAUCUGCGGAUGUGAAUGUUUUGUUACGUCCACAAGGCGUUUAGGUGAGCGCUAUGCAAUUCUUUCACUUGGCGGAACGCGGUACUGCCAAAACGUUAUGCGAGAACACAAAUCAAAUAAUGUGUAUCUUGUUAUGGAUCUUGUGAAGAGGACAUGGGUUCAAAAAUGCUUUGACCCUGAUUGCUCGCAGUAUCGUUCACAGCCGAAACUAUUUUAG